CAAGAAUUUCCAUAUCACAAACCCAAAUCAAAGGCCAAAAACUCCUCAAAACCAAAAUGCAGUUAACCACCGCCGUCGAUGUGCUCCUCCUCUUCACUUCCCUUUACUUCAUUUCAUCCUCUUCAUCAUCUCCUCUCUUCCCCAACGAAGCCCUCCCCACCAAGUCCGGUUAUCUUCCGGUGAACCCCGCCACCAGCUCCGCCAUUUUCUACACCUUCUACGAAGCACAAACACCCACUUCACCCCUCGCAGAAACCCCACUUCUCAUUUGGCUUCAGGGUGGCCCUGGCUGCUCGUCCAUGAUUGGUAACUUUUUUGAACUUGGCCCUUGGCGGGUUAACUCUUCUCAGAGUCAAAACGUCGAAGACCUUAAACUUGAACCCAAUUCUGGCUCUUGGAACCGCAUCUUUGGCCUUCUUUUUCUUGAUAGUCCUAUUGGAACCGGGUUUAGUUUUGCUGCAAGUAAUGAGGAGAUCCCAAGAGAUCAACUUUCUGUUGCUAAGCAUCUUUUUAUAGCCAUUAAUGGGUUCCUUGAGUCUGAUCCCUUGUUUAAAAACAGACCUCUUUAUGUUACUGGUGAGAGUUACGCAGGAAAAUAUGUUCCUGCAAUUGGGUACUAUAUUUUGAAGAAGAAUUUGCAAUUGCCAGAGUCUAAAAGGGUGAACUUGCAAGGAGUUGCAAUUGGUGAUGGGCUAACAGACCCAGUAAUUCAAGUUAACACUCAUGCUUUAAAUUCUUAUUUUUCAGGUUUGAUCAAUGAGAGGCAAAAGAAUGAAAUGGAGAAAGUUCAAUGGCGGGCUGUUAAGUUAGUCAAAAUGGGGAAUUGGAGUGCGGCAAGAUAUGCAAGAAUUGAGAUUUUGCAAUUGUUGCAAAGCAUGACUGGUUUACCCAAUUUGUAUGAUUAUAGCAAAAAGGUUCCUUAUCAAACAUAUUUGGUGACUAGGCUUAUGAAUAUUGGUGAGGUUAAAAAGGUCUUCUGGGCCAAAGAAAGCAUAGUUUUUGAUGAAUGUAGUGAUGUUGUUGGGGAUGCUUUGCAUGAAGAUGUGAUGAAGAGUGUGAAACACAUGGUGGAAUUCUUGGUGAAGAACAGCAAGGUGUUGUUGUAUCAAGGGUACUUUGAUUUGAGAGAUGGGCCGGUGUCAACUGAGGCUUGGGUGAAGACAAUGAAAUGGGAAGGAAUUGAGAAGUUUUUGAUGGCUGAAAGAAAGGUUUGGCGAGUGAAUGAAGAGCUUGCUGGUUGGGUGCAGAAAUGGGGAAGUUUGAGCAAUGUUGUUUUGUUUGGUGCUGGGCAUCUUGUGCCUGCUGACCAGCCACUCAAUUCUCAGGCAAUGAUUGAGGAUUGGGUUCUUCAAAAAGGCUCGUUUGACAAUAGCCAAUAAGGCAAUCUUCAUCGAAAUUUAUUCUCAUGUCUAGUAUUUUAAGAUCACUCCACUAGUUUUUUAUUACUCAAAUUUCUGGCAAAAGUUCAAAAUGAAGGCACCCAACUCAUCGAUUGUAUAAUUUUGGCUCUUGUAUUGGCAUUAUUUGGUGCUUUAGCAUCAAAAUUAUAGAUAAAAAUAAACUCUUUUCUUUCAAAAGCUAAUUUUGCCUGAUUUUUGCUGAAAAAACAUCAAAAUUUAUGGAAAGAGAGCAUGGAUUAUGAUGAUGUAAUGGCGUUUGGAGGCGGGUUUGUGAAGAGAAAAUGGUGGGUGAGUGAGAUUGCUCCCACAACAACCCAACAAAGCACAAAACCCGUACUAUGAUGCCAUGAAAAUUUGAUGUUUUGGGCUUCAAAGGCAGGGCAUCCUGCAGAAAACCUGCAGGUUUUUGAGAGCCAUUGAUUUGUUUUGCUCUCCCCUGUUUGCCUCCGCCCAUAACUCUCAGGAACAUGUAAAGCUUUCUACCAUUUGAGAAAAAUUUAGAGAAACUCGAUAAGGGUAAAGGAAGAUAAUACAAAACUCUGAGUUCAGUAGCUUUCAUGCAGCUAAAAAAUACAAGCGGUUGCGAAAGCUCUGGACAGAAAAUGGCUGCGACUGAGAUAAACCCUAGAUCGAGAUCUCAGCUUUAUAUAGACACAGUGCAGAGGAUAGG
This is a messenger RNA of Pistacia vera, 2070 nucleotides long. RefSeq names its product serine carboxypeptidase-like 50. The record is from RefSeq and is a predicted model, not a curated record. The transcript has a single exon. Bases 57 to 1379 code for a protein of 440 amino acids. Gene Ontology annotation, biological process: proteolysis. Gene Ontology annotation, molecular function: serine-type carboxypeptidase activity. NCBI's taxonomy places the organism in Eukaryota, Viridiplantae, Streptophyta, Magnoliopsida, Sapindales, Anacardiaceae.